CAGCACCAGGACUAUCCCCACAGAACCGGCGGUCAAUGAGAACUUUAACGGGACCGGAUCGGAUGACGCCUCCGCUCCGCCGUCACCAUGGCAACAGAGGGUCCAAUUACCUCCCGGACGGGUCAGAGGUGUCCCGUAAAGUGGGACAGACGGCUCACUGUCUCGGUCCCGACCGGAACCGAACUUUGGACCGGCGGCUCUGUGGAGCUGCGGUUCCGAUGAGUGAACGUUUUCAGAUGAUGAUGAUGAUGAUGAUGAUGAUCAUGUCUGUUUUUCUUGGUUCUGUUUAAUUUGAGGUUCGAUCAGAACCUCACAACCUUUGUGGGGUCAAAGGUUGUCGGUUUCAAACGUUUUGGAAGCCAGAAACGGUUCUGGUUCUGAACUGCAGGUGGUCGGAACCAGAAGCCCUGAACUGUGACGUCCCUGCUCGGCCAGCAGAGGGAGCUGUUACGUCAUUCGUUGAAUCUGUCUCGCAUGAAUCACGUGAUCAUGUCAGAGCCACGCCUCUCCAGCAGGUCCGGAUUCGGUCCAGACGGACGGAGCCGGAGCAGCAGAACUUUAGUCCUUCAUCAUGAGGGUUUUCCUCCUCUCCCUGCUGGUCCGGUUCGGAUGCGGCGCUCAGCUACAGUCGGAGAUGUACGGCAGCUUGGAGUCUCCAAACUUCCCCGACCCGUAUCCCACAGACACCGAGCGGAACUGGACCAUCAGCGUUCCGGACGGAUUCCGGAUCACGUUGUUCUUCAGCCACUUUGACCUGGAGCCGUCCUACCUGUGCCAGUAUGACUUCGUCAAGGUGAAGGUGGACGGAGAAGCGCUGGCUCUGUUCUGUGGGAAGGAGGAGACGGACACCGAGGCGGUACCGGCCCAGCGGGUCAUCACCUCCCCCAGAAACUCGCUCAGCGUCCAGUUUGUGUCGGACUUCUCCAACGAGGAGCAGUUCUCCGGAUUCGUGGCUCAUUAUAGCGCAGUGGAUAUAGACGAGUGCAGCGAACAUGGCGACAAGGAUCUGCUCUGCGAUCAUUUCUGCCAUAAUUUCAUCGGGGGAUACUACUGCUCCUGUCGCUAUGGUUACCAGCUGCACACAGACAACCACACCUGCAGAGUGGACUGCAGCGGUGCCGUGUUCAGGGAACGCUCCGGCGUUCUGAGCAGCGUUAACUUUCCGGGUCCGUAUCCGAAGAGCUCUGACUGCUGGUACCGCAUCGAGCUGGAGGCUGGGUUCAGGGUCCAGAUGAACUUUGACCCCCGCUUUGACGUGGAGAGCCACCCAGACAUCAGCUGUCCCUACGACCACCUGAAGAUCCAAGCAGGAAGCAGAGAGUUCGGCCCGUUCUGUGGCGCUCAGUCUCCAGGAAUCAUCUGGACCGACAGCAACGUCGUCUCCAUCCGAUUCCACAGCGACGAUUCUGGAGAAAACCUCGGCUGGAGGCUGAGCUACAGCGCCACAGGAAGUCAGUGUCCAGUACCUGAGGUUCCGCCCAACGCGGUGAUGGUUCCGAUCCAAACAGAAUACUCCUUCAAGGACCAUGUGGUGUUCAGCUGUCAGCAGGGGUUCCUCCUGGUCCAGGACGGUGGGACGUCGGAUCGUCUCCAGCUGGAAUGCCAGGCUGACGGCUCGUGGAGCGGCCGUCCUCCUCACUGUGACAUGGUGGAUUGUGGGAUUCCUAAGAAAGUUGCUGGAGCUGUUGUGAUGUUUGGUCGCCAUGACAACAGCACGCUGUUUGGAGCGACGGUUCAUUAUGUCUGUGGAGACGACGGCGUCCAGCUGAGCAGCACUUCGUUCAGGUGUGGCCCUGCAGGUGAGUGGCUGGAUGCUGAUGGAGGAACAGAACUUCCUGUCUGUCUGCCAGCCUGCGGCCUGCCGUCUCGUUCUCUCCCCCACCAGGUGAAGCGGAUCGUGGGCGGUCGGAGCGCUGAGCCCGGUUUCUUCCCCUGGCAGGUUCUGCUCAGUGUGGAGGACCUGUCCCGGGUCCCUGAGGACCGCUGGUUUGGCUCCGGGGCCCUGCUGUCUCAGUCCUGGAUCCUGACCGCUGCCCACAUCCUGCGGUCCCAGAGGAGAGACGCCACCGUCGUCCCGGUGAUCCCGCGUCACGUGAAGGUUUUCCUCGGCCUCCACAGCCUGAGAGACAAACAGAUGUCCGUCGGCCGCUCCGUCGAUCAGAUCGUCCUCCAUCCGGACUUUCAGCCCGACAACUACGACAACGACAUCGCCCUGCUGAAGCUGAGCGAGGAGGCGGAGUUUAACCGGCUGGUCCGUCCCGUCUGCCUGCCGCCGGCUCACCGACCGGACCGUCCGUCCUCCCUCCUCCCCAACUCUUUGGGUGUAGUUGCUGGGUGGGGCAUCUCCAACGCUUCCGCCACCCCGUCUGCGAUGGCCUCUGACCUCUUGCAAUACGUGAAGCUGCCAGUGGUCCCUCAGGACGAAUGUCAGGCCAGCUACGCUUCCCGCUCCGUCCGCUACAACAUCACAGACAACAUGUUUUGCGCGGGUUUCUUCCAGGGCGGGCGGGACACCUGCCUGGGCGACAGCGGGGGGGCGUUCGUGAUGCAGGCGGGGUGGAGGUGGGCCGUGUUCGGCCUGGUGUCCUGGGCCGGGCCCGAGCACUGCGGCAGUCAGAGGGUGUACGGCGUCUACACCCGGGUGGAGAAAUACCUGGACUGGAUUCAGAGCCGUGUUCAGGCUGCCCCCUGGUGGUGAGGAAGAGAUGCUGCAACGCGCAGAAUCUGAUCAAUCAGCAGAUUGAUCAGGAAUUUUCAUGAUCAAUCUAACAGUUCACAGUUAGUUACUUUUAUACGACACUUUUUAGAAACUGUAGAGAGAAACUUUACAUUAACAUCAGAUCAUUUUACUUCUGUUGUUGUUUCCUCUGGUUUAUUUUGUUUGUAUUUCCUGUUAAAUCCUAUAAAACACUUUUUAUUGGCUUGUUGCUGAAAAUGUGCUAUAUCAUGAAAAUGAUCUUUAAUCUGAUUCCAAGGGAAAAAAAUAAUUAUUUUACUUUUAGGUUGUUUUAGUAAAAUAAUCCAAACUGAGCAUUAAAGACCACAAAGACUUUACAGGGUUAUUUUUUUCAACACACUCCAUGAACAGUAAACGCUUUAUCACUCAUUUUUUAUCUACAGGUUGUGUUUUGAUUUACCAGCCAACAUUUAUAUAAAUAAAUGUCAAAUAUCCUGAA
Poeciliopsis prolifica (blackstripe livebearer) is the source of this 3176-nucleotide messenger RNA. RefSeq names its product MBL associated serine protease 1 (gene masp1). Gene Ontology annotation, biological process: complement activation; zymogen activation. The record is from RefSeq and is a predicted model, not a curated record. Gene Ontology annotation, cellular component: blood microparticle; extracellular region. Bases 572 to 2698 code for a protein of 708 amino acids. Lineage: Eukaryota; Metazoa; Chordata; Actinopteri; Cyprinodontiformes; Poeciliidae. Gene Ontology annotation, molecular function: calcium ion binding; serine-type endopeptidase activity. The transcript is spliced from 13 exons.